Molecule: messenger RNA, 2394 nt
Organism: Jaminaea rosea
Lineage: Eukaryota; Fungi; Basidiomycota; Exobasidiomycetes; Microstromatales
Exons: 2
Coding region: 1-2394 (797 amino acids)
Source: RefSeq, a predicted model, not a curated record
AUGACUGCCUCUCAGGCUACGGAGCAAGCCGCCGACGUCAAGCUGAACGAUCUCCCUACCGCAGUCGUCGCCGCCCCCGUAGCGCAAGAUGUCAACAAGGGCAACGGCGAGACGAAAGACGAACAGUCUGAGCCCACAUCGACGAACCAGCAACAGACCAAGGCAGACGAGGUGCCUCAGGCCAUGCCCGACUCUGCUGUGCCCACAGCUGCUCCUACCACUAGCGAAGCAGUGGAAGGAAUGCUGGCACCAGCCAUCAGUCUAGAUCCCCCUGCUGCUACUCAACAUCCCGAGCCAACGCCUCUGCCGCAGCGCAAGCCCUCGAACAUUCUCAGCCAAGCCAAGCGACGCUUCUCCGUCGCGCUCCUACCUAAGCCGACUAUUUCCGGGCAUGUCGACGGAGAAAUGCACGUCUCGGCAGCCUCUACAUCGAUGACCGCUGCUGUCGAUGGCGUCAACAAUGCCGAGACAAGCGAUAACAAACUAGAGACGGUGGUCACCCCCUCGACACCGCCAUCUGGCCUGCCCAUGCACCACCGCAAGCCGACGUCUUUCGCCAACAGCCUGCGCCACCGCCUCUCCCAGAGCUUCGUUCUCGCAACGCAUCGGCCCUCGCGCGAACCCAGGUCUCAAGAGCUCGACAUGCCCAGUGACACCCCUGCCCCUCCUCCACGGGUAAGCACUGCGACGGAGUCUGCCAUGCAGUCACAGCCUCAGAAUGCCACGACUGGCACUGCCUCUCAGCUCGCGCCAGCAACCCAGCCUCAGCAGCGUCUCUCCCAUCCGGCCAUGGGAGAAAAGGUCGACACGAUCUUCUCGCAGGUCAAGAAGCGCAUUGCAAGCGCCACGGAGGCCGCUGCUGCUGUGCCUCUGUCUGCUCGUCGCAUGAGCCGUCACGGAAGAGUGAGCAGUGACAUGGGCGCCGCAAUCUUGACGGAAGCUGGCGCAAUGACGCCGGCGCAGCGUCUGAAGCAGCAGCAGCAGCAGCAGCAGCAGGAGAUGACUGCGGAGCAUACACCGCAUUCUUUACAUCGGCAACUUGCUGAUACGGACGAAAGGCAGCAGCCACAGCAACAGCAGCCACAGCAGCAGCAGCCAAUGCUCAAGACUCUUGGACACGUAAUUCAGCCGGCCUCAGCCUGCAAGGCCAAGCCAGCCACCGCACCUGAAAUUACCGCCACGAGCUCUGCCGGGCCUGCCACUACUUCCUCGCAAGGCCGCAACAUGUCCAACACGGAGCGCACUUCGACCACCUUGCCCGCCAGCAAGCGACGCCGCCAGUCUAUCCAGGUCGUGAGGAGCCUGCUGUCUGAGCAGCUCAGCCCUGCAAGCCCGCCAAGGAGGUCGACGACGAUGGCUCCAGAAGGUCCUCGACCAGGUGCCGGCGUUGCGGUCAACGCGCCGGCCGCCUCGACUCCAGCUUCUAUUGAGCAGGCCGCUGCUAAGCACGUGAACGUCAGCAAGGGAAGCCACCUUGGAUUUUCCUCCUCUGCCGGUGCUAGCGCUACCCGAGGCGAUGCAAGUGACACGGCUCUCCCUUCUGCAAUCUCUGCUGCUACGGCUGUCGCUCCCGCUCCUCCUCCACGCACUAGCUCCUUCUCCUCUCCCACUGCGACCAGCUUCACACCUACAACGCUCAGAGACACCAUUACUGAGAAGCUCAAGUCUUUUCUCGGCCGUGUCCGCUCGGCGCGCGACGAGGCUCGACGUUCUGAACGCUUCGCUGGGUCGACAGGGAUUGCUGAAACGCGAAGGGGGCCGCAAGCCGCGAAUGGACACGCUGAUUCUGCACCUGCAGCCGCUGCUGUUGAGGUAGCGAAGGAGGGAAGCCCCGCAAAGAUAGAUCAGGGAAACAAGACAGCGGAGCAUCAAGACCAGCAAAAGCCAGGCGGUGCUGGCCCUGCUACGAACAACGAAGCAGUCGCCGAAGGUCAGGCCGAAGCGCACGAAACCCAGGCCGAAGGCCAGCUUCCCGGCGAUGUCAGUGAAGGGCAUUCCCAGCAGCCUCCUCACGACCUGCCCGCGGGGGACAUUACUCACGGCACCGUCGCCACGUCCGGCCAUCAGAGCCAGACGGCUCCAACCGCAACUAUCACGCCACCACCUCCUCUCCCAAGCUCCACCCAGGUUCACGUACAGCCAGGCAGCGACAGUAUACCCGCUUCUGGCGCUCCAUCCUCUGACGAAGAUGCCGCCCCCAGCGACAGAGCAACUGGUGGUCAUGGCAACGUCUAUGGACCCAGGAGCUCUGCGGACGUGCCCUGUGUGCCCGCACUGCCUGCGUCGGCGGUAGAGCAGAAUGCAGAGAAGGGAAAGGACGAGGGUGAGAAAGACGACAAGAGCAAGGGUGCAGCUGCUGGGUGGGAUGAGGAGGUGCAGGAGGAGAACAAGUGA